GCGAGACUUCGGUGGCGCAGCAAUGGCGAGACCAUGCCGCGUCACUGCUCAGCCGCCGGCUGUUGCACUCGGGACACGCGCGAGACGCGCAACCGCGGCAUCUCUUUCCACAGACUUCCCAAGAAGGACAACCCGAGGCGAGGCUUGUGGCUGGCCAACUGCCAGCGGCUGGACCCCAGCGGCCAGGGCCUGUGGGACCCGGCGUCCGAGUACAUCUACUUCUGCUCCAAACACUUCGAGGAGAACUGCUUUGAGCUGGUGGGAAUCAGUGGGUAUCACAGACUGAAGGAGGGGGCAGUCCCUACCAUAUUUGAAUCUUUCUCCAAGUUGCGCCAGACAACCAAGACCAAGGGGCACAGUUAUCCACCUGGGCCCCCGGACGUCAGCCGGCUCCGGCGAUGCAGGAAGCGCUGCUCUGAGGGCCGAGGGCCCACGACUCCAUUUUCUCCACCUCCACCUGCUGAUGUCACCUGCUUUCCUGUGGAAGAGGCCUCAGCACCUUCCACUUUGCCUGCCUCCCCAGCAGGGAGGCUGGAGCCUGGCCUUAGCAGCCCAUUCUCAGACCUUCUGGGCCCCCUGGGUGCUCAGGCAGAUGAAGCUGGCUGCAGUGCCCAGCCCUCUCCAGAGCGGCAGUCCUCCCCUCUUGAGCCACGGCCUGUUUCCCCCUCAGCCUACAUGCUGCGCCUGCCACCACCUGCUGGAGCUUACAUCCAGAAUGAGCACAGCUACCAGGUGGGCAGUGCCCUGCUCUGGAAGCGGCGAGCUGAGGCAGCCCUUGAUGCCCUGGACAAGGCCCAGCGCCAGCUGCAGGCCUGCAAGCGGCGGGAGCAGCGGCUACGGCUGCGGCUGACCAAGCUGCAGCAAGAGCGGGCACGGGAGAAGCGGGCACAGGCAGAUGCCCGCCAGACUCUGAAGGAGCACGUACAGGACUUUGCCAUGCAGCUGAGCAGUACCAUGGCCUGAGGGGCUGCAGGGUGCAGGGCUGACUGAGGAGCUGCCUGGCAAGACUGUGGUCUCCUCCUCCCUCAGGAGCUACCUGGGGUGGGACCUGAUCUGAACUGCAUCCACCAGACCCACCAGAUGCCAUAAUAAAGUGGAUUCUAGAAGGA
Cynocephalus volans (Philippine flying lemur) is the source of this 1109-nucleotide messenger RNA. It is a transcript of the gene THAP7, whose product is annotated as THAP domain containing 7. NCBI's taxonomy places the organism in Eukaryota, Metazoa, Chordata, Mammalia, Dermoptera, Cynocephalidae. The transcript has 5 exons. The coding region runs from base 34 to 963 and encodes 309 amino acids. Gene Ontology annotation, biological process: regulation of DNA-templated transcription. Gene Ontology annotation, cellular component: nucleus. The record is from RefSeq and is a predicted model, not a curated record.